Molecule: messenger RNA, 372 nt
Organism: Suillus subalutaceus
Lineage: Eukaryota; Fungi; Basidiomycota; Agaricomycetes; Boletales; Suillaceae
Exons: 2
Coding region: 1-372 (123 amino acids)
Source: RefSeq, a predicted model, not a curated record
AUGUCCAGCAAAUUUACAUCAAUGCUACUGAGGGACAUGAAGUGUCACAAGCUAGAUGCUGUUGCAGAAUCUCAAGCUCGACUCAAUGCCCACCUUUCUGAGAAGAAACCCAAGGAUUGUGUUGUACCCUAUUCAGAUGCACUCUUCCAGGAGGCCGCUAUCCAAUGGCUAAUCGAAACAGAUCAGAUAUACCAUUUCUACUUGUCAUCUAUACAAAAACAUGCUUAUCUGUGCGAAGCCACCAAUGAGGUCAAAAUACCUGGUCAACGACAGAUAUGGCGGGCUAUUAUUGCUCUUUUCAAAUGUAAUCUUACCAACCUUCGCAACUGGCUACUGGUAUGUAUCCCGAUCCAUGUCCUCUUAGCCUGCUAA